AUGGUCCUGAUUAGCGUUCCCCAGCGGAUAGACUGUUCUGUCCAGUGGCCCCGCGGUCCCACCGCAGGUCCCUGGACAGAACACCAUAUUCAUAUCAGCCAGGUCCCCCGCCACGAGAACUGGAAGCACGUCCUCGAGAGCAGUGACGUCUUUCACUGCUUCCACAAAAUGUGCGCCGACUUCUUGGACAACAGCAGCCGUCGGAACCUGCCGGCUGAUUUGGAGGACUUUGUGGCGGGCGAGCGGAAGGCCUAUUUUAAAGCCUUUGCGGCUGCUCAGAAGAAGGUCCAGAAACGCAAGGUGGACACCGUCCGCCACGUGAGCUCAUUCACGGAGAGGGUCAAGAUGCUGCACUGUUACAUGGACACCGUCCCUGCUGGGUGGGAUACGCGGCGCACCGCCAGGACCAGGUUCCGACACGGUCCUGUGCUUGAGGCGUACGGGAUCGAGCUUGGGGCGGAAUAUGCCUAUCGAUACGUGCGCCACAAUAGAGUCCCUGGGAACGAGCGGGAGCGGCUUGCUAUGGGCGACCAGCUGCGGGCUCUGGUGGGCGACUUGAAGAUGUCUCGAGGGGUGGGGCGGCGUGUGGUUCAUGGUGAUAAGCGUGACGAUGGGUUUGAGGGUGAGAUGGAUAUGAUGAUCGAGAUGUGGGCUCGUCGAAGCAUCGUAUCGGAGUAG
This is a messenger RNA of Cryphonectria parasitica EP155, 678 nucleotides long. RefSeq lists its product as uncharacterized. The transcript is spliced from 2 exons. The record is from RefSeq and is a predicted model, not a curated record. Bases 1 to 678 code for a protein of 225 amino acids. Lineage: Eukaryota; Fungi; Ascomycota; Sordariomycetes; Diaporthales; Cryphonectriaceae.